This is a messenger RNA of Dentiscutata erythropus, 639 nucleotides long. The record is from the annotation of a GenBank genome assembly. Lineage: Eukaryota; Fungi; Glomeromycota; Glomeromycetes; Diversisporales; Gigasporaceae.
AUGGUAUGGAAAAUGGUAAAAAUUAAUGGAGAAUUUGCAGAAGCGUCGAUUAAAGUUAGUUCGAGUAUAAAUAAAAUAAGUAUAAAGUACGUGAAAAAGAGAGGGCUUACUUGGAAAUGUUUGAACAAGAUAAACAGUGGUUGUAUGGAUGAUGGGUUUAUUGGAUAUAUUCAUGGUGUCGAAGUUGACGUUAAAGGUGUAAAGGCAGUACAAAAGUUCUAUAUAAAGUGUGGAUUACUUUCUGAUAUAGUUCUUGGUAUGCUGUGGAUUGUGAAAACAAGGUGUAGUUUUGCAUGGAAGGAUGAAAAAUGUCACUAUACGAUUGAAUCAGGUAAUAAAAAAGCAACGUUCGUGAUCUUUGAUGAAAAUAUCCAAGAUGAAUAUGUAAUGGAUAGAGGUAAUAUGAUAAAGAAUGAUGCUCAAAGAGGAAAUGAAUUUGUGGAUAUUAGGUGUGUCAAAGGUGAUUUGAGUAAGGAUGAUGAUAUUAAUGAUGAAGAGAAGAAAAAGGGGAUCAUUAAUAUAAAGAUGAACUUUGAUGAAUCAAAUCGAAUAGGCAAAACAAACGUUGAAAACAUACCUGAAGUAUACUAUAGAAACAAUGAUAAAAAAGAAUUGUAUGAUGAGAUUGAACGAUUAUAG